AUUUGAAAUUAAAUUUUAUACAAAUAAUUAUUAUGUAUGGGUUCCAAAAUUGUUAAUUUAGAGAUUUUCCUUAUUUACUUUUUUCUACUAAUACCAUGGCCUCAUACACAUGUUUUCAAACGUUUGUGCUCCAAAGAUAACAGUCGUUUAGUACGUAAAAUUGUUCGAUCCAAAUGGACACCGAUAUUAGAUAAAUAUCAGGUUAAACUUCCGCUCGAAUGUCCUCUACAUCCAUUUCGAGAUAUUUUUGCACCCCGACAAGAUGCCAAAAAACGUGAUAGACCCACACAAUGGACGUGUCGUUUGUGUGGUAAAAGUUUCUAUCAGGAGAAAUUUUUGGAUUUACAUUUUGAAACAAGACAUAACACGAUUAUAAAUGAGGCGGAAGAUGCUGUUUGUUUGGCAGAUUAUUGCGAUAUAAUGCGCUGUGAGGUGUUUCAAUCGGAAGAGUCAUCAUCUUUAAAGCUGGGCGAUCAAAGUAUUGUAACAGAUAUUGAAGUUUGGGGCGAUUCAUUUGGUCAAAAUUCAGCACUGGCUAAGGCGAAUGUAGCAUAUUUAAGUUUAUUACCCAUCAGAACUUCCUCAACUGGUGCAUCAUCACGUGCAGCCAAAGUACAAAAUCGUCAAUUGUGUCAGGAUAAAAUUGGCCAAACUAAAUGUCAACAGACUGAUUCACACCAAAAUUCUAAUGAAAAUAUAUACAACAAUAAUGGUGCCUCGCGUUCAAAAUUUCCCCAAGCACAGUCUUCAGCCGAAAGUCUUACAUCUUCGGCAGCCCCACAUAUACAUCACAGCAGCUCGUCGUCAUCUUCAUCGUCGUCCUCAGCUGCGUCUUCGUCAAAAUCUCAUGCACACAAACACUCGUCGGCAUCUGCCACAAAAACAACAACGAAACAAGCCAAUACACCAACAGAUGAGUUAUCUGAAGAUUCGACUGGGUCCAACAAGGACCAAACGCCUGAUGAAGAUGAUGAUGACGAUGAAAAUAGUUCGAAAAGAAAUGCCAACACAUCGGCAGAUGACAGCAAUAAGACUUCGAGUGCCCAAUUAACAAAUAUGCAAAAGAUACGAGCCAAUUGUAAGGCGGAAGAGUUGAGCAAACUUAAAGCCAAAUGUGAGUAUUUGGUUAGAAGUUGUAUAGGAGGCCUUAUACUCUCGAUGACCGAUCAACAGUUCAAGGAUAUGGAGGAGGAAAUGAAUAAAGCUGUAUGCUGGUAUCUAACUUGUGAGCGUUAUUGGGAAGAUGGUCCUUUGGAACCACGUGCCUUUCCUUGGGGUUUAAUAUUAAUUUUAAUUUUCGUUUUAUCAACCGGCAUUUGUUUUUGUUAUUAUAUCAUUUGGAUACUAUUUGACUCCGAAGAGACGACAAUCAAUGCCACAGCCAAUCAUCAGCAUAUGUAUAUACCCACCCACCAGCACUAUCACCCACAACAUUUGCAACAGCAUCAGCAGCAACAGCAUCAUCAACAACAAACUAUGCACCAAGAUCAUUAUCAUUUUCAAGAUUACCCUACCACCGGCAUACAUCAUGGUAUGACCAACGUCGAGCCUCAGACCAACACCUCAUACUAUUACCAACAGCAGCAACAACAACAGCAACAGGCUCAGCAGCAGCAGCACCAACAGCAUCAGCAACAGCAACAGGCCGAACUACAUCAUCACCAGCAAGCAAUGCAACACGAUAUAUACCCAGAACCAGUGCAAUACGAUUAUCGUCACAGUCCAAGACGCUACAUAGGAGAUCAGCGUCUGCCGGGUACGCCCACGAUUACGAUGAGCGGUGGCGGUCCUCCUAUGGGAGGAGGCGGACAGACUCCACUGCGUCAUCAGCAGACGAAUCUGGCAUACCAACAGGACAUUUUAGACCGACGCGACUAUAUAAGUAGACCCAUUGCAACAUCUGUGGUAACAGGUGGCAUUAAUACGCAUGGACCAAAUUCCGGCUCGACCGGAGCCCUCAGUCAUCAUUCGGCACAAAUGGAUUGUGAUAACACUCUGCCGGCCACACACUUGGGCAGUGCCAGUAGCACAGCUUCGAUGGCUGGUGGUGGGGGCGUCAAACAUUAUAAUACCAUACCACGACCUCUCGAACCCCGACAACGUUAUGUCAGCGGUUCGCAGCAAUCGUUGCGCGCCUCCUCCUCAUCUCAUGAAAUCAUACAAAAUGAAGUUGGGCACAAUGAACAUUAUAUUUAUGUAACUUAUCCGCCGGAUUUAAAAAAACGCUUUUUCGAAAAAUAUGAAUGAAACAAUUCUAUUAAUAUUCUUUGGAUCAGCAGUGUCUGUCUCUAUAUACACCACAACAAAACGAAAAUAUGAAUACAGAAAACAAAAACAAAAAAAUCAUUAAAAAGCUUGAAAGUAGUUAAAGAAAUAAUAGAAUUUUUUCAUAAUUACUUUACUUAUGAAUAAAAUACGAGUACUCGCAUUGUAGAGGUUGGAUUUACGUUUAAUUUGUCAAUAUAAGUACAAUGAAAAUUAUUUUAAAUUUCUCAUAUGUAUUUUAAUUUUAAAAUUUACUUUCUUUCUAAAAGCACUCGCAUUAUUUAAAUGAACAAAAUACCAAAGAUUAUCAUUAAACAAUUUUAUUGAGAACAAAAAAUAAUAGUAAUAAUUAACAUAAUAAACUUAAUUAAAUGAAUAAGUUGUUAUCUACAGUCAUACUUAAAUUAUUUUGUCAAUUCUUUUUUAUAAAUAAAACAACAAAAUAUUAAUAUACAUAAAUGUUUUAUAAUUUAUUUAUAAUUAACAUAAACAAAACAUAAACAAAAAAACAGAACAAAUUAAACUUUAUUUAAAUAAGGCUUAUUGUAAUAAACAUUAAAAGCAUUAACAACAAAAUCGAAAACAAAACUUCAUUUGUAUUUGUUUAACAAUAUAAAAAGAUUUUUAAUAAAAAAAAUUGCAAUUAAAACAAA
Molecule: messenger RNA, 2918 nt
Organism: Calliphora vicina (urban bluebottle blowfly)
Lineage: Eukaryota; Metazoa; Arthropoda; Insecta; Diptera; Calliphoridae
Exons: 8
Coding region: 37-2247 (736 amino acids)
Source: RefSeq, a predicted model, not a curated record